AUGGAACAGCGCACGGGUCGCUUGGAGCACGAGGUGGCUGACCUUCAGCAGCAGCUUCGGCUGGCGCUGGACCAGGGUGCAGAGCUGCGCGUGAAGCACCAGCGCUCAGAGGAAGCGGAGCAGCAUGCAGUGCUGCGGGCGGGCGAGGUGCUCGGAGAGCUGAAGGCCUCGGAGGCCAUGAGUUCCGGGCAACAAGCACGCUUGAAAGACCUAGAGGUCCAGCUCCUUUCGGCCCGUGAUUCCUUGGCGCAGGCCGAGCAUGACCGCGCCAACCACAGCAGUUGGACUCAGCGAUUGGGCCACGAGUUGGCCGAUGCCCGCGCCAACGAGCAGGAGGCACGGCUGCGGGAGGCACAACAGGGGCAGGAGCUGCGAGACGCCCAGCGGCGCUUGGAGCAGCUGGUCGGAGGUGCUUCCACACCGGGUGAACUGGCCCGAUGCCAGAAACGCUUAGCAGAGCUGGAGCAGGUUUGCAGCCGCCAAGAGGCGGAGCUGGCGGAGGAGCGCCGUGCACGUGAGCGAUGCCAUUUGGAGGCGGUCAAAUCGGGCGAAAAGCUACGCUUAGCCAGGGCGCAGGGGGCGCAGAUGAAGGAACGGGUGAAGUCGCUGGAAGAAGCUGAGCUCCGCUAUCCUUCGCGCUUCCCCCCGCGCUCCAUCAAGAACCUCCGCCUGGGCUCCGCGCGCAGCGCCAGCCUCCCUGCUGAGCCCAGGGCGCGUGGCACUGGGCAUCGUGCACAGGGCGUGCCAUGGGAGCCGCGGACGGCAGGAAGGGCAGAGAGGCAGGUGAAUGAGCCAGUGGCAAAGGAGGCCAGGUGGUCAUGGGAAGAGCAGCCUCGUGCUGCCUUGCCCCAAGCUGAACCACAGGACUCGGGACUAGCGGCGAUGCUGCCGAAGGCGGCGACCGUGUUUCCGGACGUUCCGGGAGAUCACAACGGUGAAAUCAUUCGACUUUGGAACGGGCAGCUGCUGAAACGGCUUUGGUGCAUCAAGUGUUUGGUGUUUGGGUCACAUACGGCUCAACAGCUGACCAAGUUUGUGAGAAAGUAUGGCUCAACAGCUGACCAAGUUUGUGAGAAAGCAUGGUCCAACAGCUGA
Messenger RNA from Durusdinium trenchii, 1095 nucleotides. The record is from the annotation of a GenBank genome assembly. NCBI's taxonomy places the organism in Eukaryota, Dinophyceae, Suessiales, Symbiodiniaceae.